Molecule: messenger RNA, 1119 nt
Organism: Labeo rohita (rohu)
Lineage: Eukaryota; Metazoa; Chordata; Actinopteri; Cypriniformes; Cyprinidae
Product: interferon-induced protein 44-like
Exons: 7
Coding region: 33-806 (257 amino acids)
Molecular function (GO): GTP binding
Source: RefSeq, a predicted model, not a curated record
UUCUGUGGACAGCUGAACGAAAAGACGAGCUCAUGGAAAUGAUCAGGAAUCAUAAACCCCUGGUGGCGUCUGUGAGUCAAAUCAGAAUCCUAAUGAUUGGUCCUGUAGGUGCUGGAAAAUCCAGUUUCUUCAACUCCAUCAACUCCAUCUUCAUGGGCCGCAUUACCAGCAAAGCCAUGUCAGGAUCUGCAGGCACUAGUCUCACCACACAGUUUCGCACAUAUCCAGUAAAAGACGGUCGUGAGGGAAAACCAUUGUCAUCUGUGUUGUGUGACACCAUGGGACUGGAGGAGCAAUCAGGUGCAGGACUGGAUAUUGAGGACAUCAGCAGCAUUAUUCAAGGUCACGUACCAGACCGCUAUAAAUUCAACCCGUCUACACCAUUUCAACCUGACGAGCAAAAGGCGUCCAAACCUGCAUCUAUACAGGAGAAGAUCCACUGUGUGGUGUACGUGAUAGACGCCACCAAAAUCUCCCUCAUGUCUGACAAACUACAGGAAAAACUUGCUUCCAUACGAAGAAAAGUGAACUCACUGGGCAUUGCUCAGAUCAUCUUGAUGACCAAAGUAGAUGAAGCAUGUCCUCUAGUGGAGAUGGACCUUCAAAACCUUUAUCUGAGUUCCUACAUCAAGUCAAAGGUUCAGGAGGUGAGCUCUCAGUUGGGUGUGCCGGUGUCUUGUGUGUUACCGGUGAAGAACUACAGUCAGGAGCUGGAGCUGGAGCUCAACUGUGACGUCCUGCUGCUCACCGCUCUUCAGCAGAUGCUCAACUUCGCAGACGACUAUCUGGAUGAUGUUGGAAUGUAGAAUGUAGUAGAAAAUAUGUAAAACAUAAGUAUCUGGUCAGGUGAAUAAUUUUAUGCUCAUUUAUAACAAUAACAGUCACAUCCGUUUAUUUUAAUUUAUUAUACUAUAUUGUGUCUGUAAUUAACCAACCAAUCAGGUUUAAAAUGUAAUGCUGAAAUGGUGAGAGUGUGAUAUAAAUAAUGAGAGUUUUAGUAGAAAACAGUAUUUUUGGGCUGAUGAGAAGACCAUUUAGGAAACAAAUUGUGUAUUGAAACUGUUGCAUGCACUUAACUAUUUGCUAAUAGCAAUUAAACAUUUGACUGACUGAGGUAUA